Messenger RNA from Betta splendens (Siamese fighting fish), 8007 nucleotides. It is a transcript of the gene dock10, whose product is annotated as dedicator of cytokinesis 10. Gene Ontology annotation, biological process: positive regulation of GTPase activity; regulation of cell migration; dendritic spine morphogenesis. The record is from RefSeq and is a predicted model, not a curated record. The transcript is spliced from 57 exons. Gene Ontology annotation, molecular function: guanyl-nucleotide exchange factor activity. Lineage: Eukaryota; Metazoa; Chordata; Actinopteri; Anabantiformes; Osphronemidae. Bases 515 to 7078 code for a protein of 2187 amino acids.
UCCAGAGAUUCUCUCGUGGGGCCAUUGGGUUGAGAACAGGAAGUCUGUAGUUUGCUGGUUCCUGUUGUGCGUGUUUGUGUGCCUGCGCCACUGAUACGUUUGGACGGCAGGAGAUAAGAUGCUGAGAGUUUGACUGUGGGCGUGCGGGUGCGUGAUAGUGUGUAACUGUAAAGCGGAGGGGAGUUGUCCGUUAUUGUGUCUGCGAGCGAACGACAUCAACGGUUCGAGUGAUGUAUGAAAACUGCAGCGCCGGCUGUUUGGUUUCUCUUCGCCGGGGAUUUUGUCACACGUCAGUGUGUGCGCGUGUGCACGUACGCGUGUGUGGUGUGUGUGUUGGUCAUAACACAUCAACUUCCUCCACAUCCACGUGUGCUGACACUAACUCAUAACCUCACUCAGUGUUGCUUCUGCUUCGGGUGAGAGCACAUGCCUAAAAUGUGAGGCGUGCGAGCCUUUUUUUUAUUAAUACAACGUUUGUGUAGCACCGCGACUCGUGCGCCUCAUUCAGCCGGCGAUGAGCUUCAGGAGCAAAAUCACCUUCAGGAAGAAAAUAAAGAGCAAACGGGUGCGAUCCGACUUCAACCGGCUGAGCAUUCAGGAGAAGCCGAAAGUGAUCGACCCUCUCGACUAUGAGACUGUUAUCUCUGAACUGGGCGACGAGUUUAAGGACGACUCCCUCAAAGACCUGCUCCUCUUCCCCGACAAUGAUUUCUCCGUGUCAAUGGUGCCUCAGGAGAGACGGACCCUCAAGUCGACGGUUCCAGAGGGGGCGGAGCUACAGGCUGAAUGUCUGCUGGUCAGACAGGCUUGCAAGUAUUACAACUCCGAGCUGAACGUGCUCCAGUUCAAGUAUGAUGAGUACGCUGGAGACUAUCGCCUGCUGCCCAGGAAGCUGUACAAAGCAGAGAAGCUGCCGUCCCACUCCUUUGAGAUUGAUUACGAGGAUGUGGACAAGGAUGAGGACACCACAUCCCUGUCCUCAUCCAAAGGGGGAGGAGGAGGAGGCGGUGGUGGGGGCGGAGGGGGGAACGGUGUGUUUCGAUCAGGCUGGUUAUACAAAGGAAACUUUAACAGCACCGUCAACAACAGCAUUACUGUGCGGUCGUUUAAGAGGAGAUAUUUCCAGCUCACGCAACUGACCGACAACUCCUACAUCAUGAACUUCUACAAAGAUGAAAAGAUUUCUAAGGAGCCCAAAGGAUGCAUCUUCCUGGACUCGUGCACUGGCGUGGUGCAGAAUAACCGACUGAAGAAACACGCCUUCGAGCUGAAGAUGAACGAGGUUACCUACUUUGUGCUGGCCGCAGAGAGUGAGCAGGACAUGGAGGAGUGGAUUAGCACUCUGACCCGCAUCCUACAGAUCAGUCCCCACGAUGGGCCCGCUCCGGACCGGAAGAGCCUCGACCUCACCGAUCACCGGCAGGGUGAGAUUAAUGUGUUCGACCUGUCGCUGAACGAUGGCUGCUUGCAGGAAAAUGAGAGCGCUACAGAGAAUGGCAUCAACCCAGAGCUAGCAAAGUACAUCUCAGAGACAGAUGAGGGAAUACGUGCUGCCAGGAGAGAGGAGCGGCUCAAUCUCUUCUCUCUCGACCCAGACACUCCUGUUCUGAGGAGCCCACGCGCUGAACAUUCGUCAAGUGAAAACUCAGCAGUGCGUCCGUUCGAGGAGAAGCUGGGCAGGAGGUUCAUGAUAAACUGUCGAUCACUCAACUUCAUGCUGCAGGGCUGCAUCAGCGAGAGUGAAACGGGGCCCGUCACUAACAUCGAACCCUUCUUCGUGACGCUCGCCCUGCUGGACGUUCGCGAAGGGAGGAAGGUUUCUGCAGAUUUCCACGUAGACCUCAACCACGAAGCGGUGCGUCAGAUGCUCGGCGGCUCCGCCAACGGGACGGGCUGCCCGGGGGCCGGGGCCGGGGCUCUGGAGAACGGCCUCUGCUCUCCUGCUGAGAAGAAGCCCGGCGACUGCUACCUCAGCGCCGAUCUGGAGCAGUGGCUCUGCUUUCCCAAGCAGGCCAUCUUCUCAGUGACCAACCCCCACACAGACAUAGUGAUGGUGGCAAGAGUGGAAAAGGUGCUGAUGGGGAAUAUCGCUUGUGGGACUGAGCCUUAUAUCAAGAACACAGACUCCAGCAAGACUGUUCAGAAGAUUCUGAAGUCCAACAAACAGUUCUGUAAUAAACUGGGGAAAUACAGAAUGCCGUUCGCCUGGUCCGUCAGGCCACUUUUUAAGGACAACCAUGGAGCUUUGGAUCGAGAGUCUCGCUUUUCUCCCCUCUUCAAACAAGAGAGCAACAAGAUUUCCACAGAGGACCUGAUUAAGCUGGUGUCUGAGUACAGGAGGGCUGAGAAGACGAGCAAGCUGCAGACUAUCCCCGGGACGCUGGACAUUGCAGUUGACUAUGUACCGAUGGAGCAUCCUAACUCCGUGACGUCAUCCUACGUGCCCGUGAAGCCCUUUGAGGAGCUGAGCCAGCACCAGCCCACGGUGGAGGUGGAGGAGUUCGUCCAGGACGCCACCAAGUUCACCCAGCCGCACCGCGUCUACAGGAACCACAUCUACGUCUACCCCAGACACCUGAAGUACGACAGCCAGAAGAGCUUCGCCAAGGCUCGUAACCUCGCCGUCUAUGUAGAGUUCCGCAGCUCCGACGAAGAAGUCGCCAAACCGUUAAAGUGCAUCUAUGGGAAGCCAGGAGGACCAGUCUUCACCACAGCAGCCUGCUCCAUAGUCCUCCAUCACUCUCAGAACCCCGAUUUCUACGAUGAGGUGAAGAUCGAGCUUCCGACCCAACUGCAUGAAAAGCACCACCUCCUCUUCUCCUUUUACCACGUCACCUGUGACAUCAAUGCAAAAACUAACUCUAAGAGGAAAGAGACCCUGGAGACGCCAGUGGGCUAUGCUUGGCUGCCUCUGCUCAAAGAAGGUCGCCUGUCAUCUCAGGAGUUCAACAUCUCCGUCUCCUGUAACCUCCCACCUGGAUACCUGGCCAUCAAGGAGGCGAGCAACACAAAGAAUGGGGCAGAUGUGAAAUGGGUUGAUGGCGGAAAAGCCAUUUUCAAAGUGUCCACCAAUGUCGAAUCCACUGUAUACACCCAGGAUCCCCACCUGAACCGAUUCUUUCAGCAGUGCCAGAAAAGAGAGCUGGACCUCUCCGCAGCUCCUACCUCCAACUUCCUCAACUGCCUAAAGGGUCUCCUCAGCAUGGAGAGGAUCCCAGUGAUUAUCCAGUUCCUGCCUGUGCUCUUUAACCAGCUGUUCAAGGUUCUGACGCAGAACGACAAUGAUGAGGUCACUACUGCCACCACCAGAGUGCUGUUCCACAUUGUUUCAAAGUGCAAUGACGAAAACCUGACUCACUACCUGCACUCCUACAUCAAGUAUGUGUUCAAGUCAGAGGCCCACGGCUUCAGGACAGUCCACGAGGAGCUGGCCAAGGGGAUGACCUUUGACCUGAAGAGCAACGAGCAGGCUGCAGUGAGGAACGUCCUGAAGUUCUCGUGGUUCUUCUUCGACCUGAUUGUCAAGUCCAUGGCCCAACAUCUGGUUGACUCCGACAAGGUAAAGCUUUCCAGACCUCAGCGUUUCCACACAUCCUACCUGAGCCGCGUGGAGACCCUGGUGGAGACGGUGUCUGAGCACAUUUUCUGGAAAUACAAAGACAUGGCCGAGGAGACGCGCAGCGCCAACUUGGCCGUGGCCGCGUUUGUCAAGCGUUGCUUCACGCUGAUGGACCGAGGCUUCACAUUCAAACUCAUCAGCAACUACAUAAACAUGAUCACCGCCACUGACAGCAAGGUGUUGUGUGAGCUGAAAUUUGAAUUCCUGAGGGAGGUGUGUAACCACGAGCACUACAUUCCCCUCAGCCUGCCCUUGCCGUCCGCUCGUAUUGCAGACCAUGCAUCACCAGAGCCACAAAGCACCCAUGUGUCCGUGCCUGAGUACAAUCUGACCGGGGAGUUCUGCAGGAAGCACUUCCUGACGGGCCUGCUGCUUCGGGAGCUGGGGCUGGCGCUGCAGGACGAGCAGGACCUGAGACACCUGGCGCUGGCCACGCUGAAGACUCUGAUGGCCAAACAUUCUCUGGACGCACGCUACGCCACCAAGGACAAGCAGGCGAGGAUUGCGUCUCUUUACCUGCCCCUGUACGGCCUGAUAUUGGACAACAUGCCUCGAUUCUUCCUCAGGGACCUCUUCCCCAUGUACAUCCCCUCAAGUGACCAAGGCUCCCGAGAUGAUAUCAGUGUAAGUGGUGGUGCUGGAGGGGUUACUGUUACUCGCCAUGGCAACUCAGUGGAUGCCUCGUUUUCCAAAGAAGUACUGAACUCUAUCACAGUCUUCUCGUCCUUGGCCAUCGCCACGGGCAACCAGGCCGACUCUCGGGGAUCUCUGAUCAGUGUGGACUCCAACCCUAGCAACAGUGACAGGAACAGCGAGAAGAUGGACGGGUGUGAGAAGUUUGCUCGCCCUCAGUCGCUGAUCGGCUACGGCUCUCGCUGUGACAAGCUGGACCAAGCGGAGACGCGCAGUCUGCUCAUGUGCUUCCUGCACAUCAUGAAAACCAUAUCUGAGGAUGUGCUGGUGUCCUACUGGCAUCGGGCCAUUCACCAGGAGAUUUCAGACUUCUUCAACAUCCUGGAACUGUGUCUGCAGCAUUUCCGCUUCCUUGGAAAGCGCCACAUAGCGAGGAAGCUAGCAGCGGCAGUAAAGCUGGCCCAGUCCACCCAGGCCAAUGGCACCCUGAAGGCCUCUAACAACCCCACCCACACCUUAAGCAUCCUUCCACAAUGGAUCGCAUCGUCUGGAGGCGAGGGCCAUCGGCACGCUCGCUCUCAGACCAUGCCCAUCAUCAGGGGGAAGAACGCCCUGACCAACCCCAAGCUGCUGCACAUGAUGGAAACAGAUGGAGCCAUUCAGGAGGGCGACACGCUGAGCCCCACGGACAUCGAGGCCAACCUGUCCACCGAGGUGGCCCUCACGGUGCUGGACGUGCUGGAGCUCUUUGUUAACAAUCACAAGAAGCUGUUGCUGCAGGAUGACGGGCAGAAUGCUUUAAUGAAGAAGGUGCUGGACACCUACCUGCUCUUCUUCCAGAUCAGCCAGUCCACCGCGACCCUGCGGCACGUCUUCGCCGCGCUCAGGCUCUUUGUGCAAAAGUUCCCCAGUGCAUUUUUCCAGGGCAAGGCCGACCUGUGCGGCUGCCUGUGCUACGAGAUGCUCAAGUGCUGCAACCACCGAUCCAGCUCCACGCAGACGGAGGCGGCGGCCCUGCUCUAUUUCUUCAUGAGGAAGAACUUUGAGUUCACCAAGGGCAAGUGUAUAGUCCGCUCACACCUGCAGAUUAUCAAAGCAGUGAGCCAGCUGAUAGCAGAUGCCGGCAUCGGGGGCUCCCGCUUUCAGCAGUCCCUGGCUAUCAUCAACAACUUUGCCAACGGAGAUGCGCCACUUAAGAGCACGCCGUUCCCGGCAGAGGUGAAGGACCUGACCAAGCGGAUCAGGACCGUUCUGAUGGCCACGGCCCAGAUGAAGGAGCACGAGAAGGAUCCGGAGAUGCUGGUGGACCUGCAGUACAGCCUGGCCAAUUCCUACGCCAGCACGCCGGAGCUGAGGCGCACAUGGCUGGAGAGCAUGGCCAAGGUCCACGUCCGCAACGGCGACCUCUCAGAGGCCGCCAUGUGCUACAUCCACAUCUCGGCGCUGAUCGCCGAAUCGCUGAAGAGGAGAGGCUACUGGAGAGCUGACAAGGCCAGGAUGUCCAGUGUGUCCUCUGAAGAGAGCCCUGUCUAUAACUGUAGCUCCUUACUAACUACCUCCCGAGAUCAAGACACAUCGUUCUCCAUGGGCUGGGCAGCGUUUAUGUGCAUGAGUCCCAAUGUGGAGGAGGAGGGCGCCAUGAAGGAAGACGCUGGUACCCAGGACACACCCUACACUGAGGACACGCUGGUGGAGCAGCUGGUGCUGUGCGUGGACUACCUGUGGAAGUCGGAGCGAUACGAGCUCAUCGCCGACAUCAACAAACCUGUGAUUGUCGUCUUUGAGAAGCGGCGGGAUUUCAAGAGGCUGUCGGAGCUGUACUACGACAUCCACCGCUCGUACCUCAAGGUGACGGAGGUGGUGAACUCCGAGAAGAGGCUCUUCGGCCGCUACUAUCGCGUAGCGUUCUAUGGACAGGGUUUCUUUGAGGAGGAAGAGAGCAAAGAGUUCAUCUACAAAGAGCCUAAACUGACAGGGCUGUCAGAAAUCUCCCAGCGGUUGCUCAAACUCUACACAGACAAGUUUGGAAUCGACAAUGUCAAGAUGAUCCAGGACUCCAAUAAGGUAAAUCCUAAAGACCUAGACCCUAAGUUCGCCUACAUCCAGGUGACCUACGUGGUGCCGUACUUCGAUGAGAAGGAGCAGCAGGAGAAGAGGACGGAUUUUGAGAGGCAUCAUAACAUCAAUCGCUUCGUGUUCGAGACGCCGUUCACUCUGUCCGGGAAGAAGCACGGAGAAGUGGAGGAGCAGUGCAAGCGGCGCACCAUCCUGACCACGAGUUCCAGCUUCCCGUACCUGAAGAAGCGCAUCCAGGUGGUGGAACAGCAGAGCACGGAGAUGAACCCCAUAGAAGUGGCCAUAGAUGAGAUGUCCCACAAGGUGUCUGAGCUCAACCAGCUCUGCAACAUGGAGGAGGUGGACAUGAUCCGGCUGCAGCUGAAACUGCAGGGCAGCGUCAGCGUCAAGGUGAACGCAGGGCCCAUGGCUUAUGCCAGGGCGUUUCUGGAGGAGAAGAAUGCCAAGAAAUACCCAGACAACCAGGUCAAACUGCUUAAAGAAAUCUUCAGGCAGUUCGCAGACACUUGUGGUAAAGCGCUGGAUGUGAACGAGCGUCUGAUCAAGGAGGACCAGGUGGAGUACCAGGAGGAGAUGAGAGCCCACUACCGGGACAUGCUGACGGAGCUGUCUGGCAUCAUGAACGAGCAGCUUCACAACUCCAGCGCCUCCUCUCUCUCUAACAGCUCUCUGUCCACUCUGUCUAAGGCCGAUUGCGCACACAAGGCAGCCAGGAACGGAGCGACACAGCGGCUACUGAACGUCCAGUAGACUAACGAGACGAGGAGGGUUUUUUUUAUUGCUCUGAACAGUGCUAGUUUGAGCCUCCGGGGGCUGGCUUGUUUUUUUUUUCUUUUUUUGACUGCUGCUGCAGGUUGAUGGAACCGUGAUUGUUGGUGAGUGUAGAAAAUGAGGAGAGACGUGUGUAGACUGUGCUCGUGGUAGUCCGUCGUCCUGUUGUUGAACGUUGACUAUCUACAGUAGAGGCCAGGCCGCUGGACUGUUAGUGACCGUUUGUUUUUGGUUUUAGAGAUCGAUCAAGACCCCCCCACCCCCGACGACUGAUUCAUCAGCUUACACACCCACACCUGCAAACAAAACAGUAGAGUGCAUUAGUUCAUACACACCUGCACACAAACACACAACAACGUAGGCCUUCUCUCCACAGCCCCGUCCCUCUAGAGGACAGUGACCUUACUGAGCUCGAGGUGCGUUCAGCCGGUGGACAGGUUCCAGGCGCUUUCUGCUACAUUUUGAUGACAGUUUUUACGAUCUUUUCCCUCUGGAAUCUUUUUGUGCUACCUAAAAACGACUCACGUGGAACUGAAGAUUUGCACAGACCUCUUUAAUAAGCCCAGAAUCUGAGCAGCUGAACGCGCCUCCAGUUCCCGUUUGAAUGUAGAGCAGCUCCACAUUGCUACUUUGUAUCCGUGAUAACAUUAUGGGAAUAUCAGUUUGGCAAUUUUCAAACGGAAACGAAAAAAAAAUGUUUUAUAAAACUUUUUAAAAUUGCAUUGUUACUGUUAUUGUUUCCUUUACUGUUUUGAAUUGUAAAUAAGAAAUAAUAAUAUUUAAAAUGUUUGAACUUUUUUUUAUAAAUAUACAGUAUAUAAAUAUUUGUUUAGCGGAAUUUAAAAAAGAACGAAGACUACGUUUUAUGUAUAACAUUUAAAUAAAAUUUUGCUAAUGUCCCAAAUUCA